Molossus molossus (Pallas's mastiff bat) is the source of this 748-nucleotide messenger RNA. RefSeq names its product diphthamide biosynthesis 3 (gene DPH3). The transcript has 3 exons. NCBI's taxonomy places the organism in Eukaryota, Metazoa, Chordata, Mammalia, Chiroptera, Molossidae. The coding region runs from base 92 to 340 and encodes 82 amino acids. Gene Ontology annotation, molecular function: metal ion binding. The record is from RefSeq and is a predicted model, not a curated record. Gene Ontology annotation, biological process: protein histidyl modification to diphthamide.
GGUGACAACACCCAGCUGGAGCCGGCGUCCGCGAAGUUAGACCGACCCGGUCGGUUUCGGCCGGUGGAGGCUCUCGUCGGGCCCCAGUACCAUGGCGGUGUUUCACGAUGAGGUGGAAAUCGAGGACUUCCAAUAUGACGAGGACCUGGAGUCGUAUUUCUACCCCUGCCCUUGUGGCGAUAACUUCUGCAUCACCAAGGAAGAUCUGGAGAAUGGGGAAGACGUGGCAACGUGUCCAAGCUGCUCUCUCAUUAUAAAAGUGAUUUAUGACAAAGAGCAGUUUAUGUGUGGAGAAACAGUCCCAGCCCCUUCCACCAACAAAGAAUUAGUUAAAUGCUAGGAGAGACUUUCUGACUCCAAAUCCUGAAUAUUUGGGGCUGAGCUAAGCUGGAAAGAUCAGAGGCACAGUUACUGGCUUCCUCAUGGGGACAACCAUCUUGUAGUUUGUUGCUCUGGAUUCUUCCCAUCGGCUCCGAGUUCUCCAGUUAAAGAAGCAAGUCCAUGACAUGACGUACCUGCAUUUUGUGCUUAGAACUUUGCAUUGGAAAAAGUGUUCUUAAUUUUCCUUGUGAAUUUAAAGACCUUUUCAUCAGUGCUUUAAUUCCUCCAGUUUUGUUAUUUUUAUGUCUUAUGCCUAAUUACUUUAUUAUCUGAUAACAGCAUCAUCUACCUCAAAGUCAUUAGGAUUCCUAUAUUUAAAAAAGAGAUUUUUGCCCUGGCCAGUUUGGCUCAGCGGUUAGAGCAUUGG